AUGUCGCUUCCUGAUGAUGAAAACUACCCAAGAACUACAACUACUUCUGCACAGUCCUUUCUUUCCUGUGAAGCAGAGUUACACUCGGUCUCCACGCACACUACGGGGCAAAAGCGAACAGCAAUUCCGCUGUUACACACUGAGUGCUGGGCCGCUGGGCUGAGAGGCCCGGCCCGCUGCUGGAGAGGGCAGGGAGGGGAAGGGGAGACAAGGAGGGGGGAUUACCUGAGCAAAUUGGCGUCUGAAUCCAACGAGAAUCCGAGAGAGGGGGAGAGAAAUCCGCCCCCCUCCCUCCUCAGAGGAGCCGCCGCCGCCGCUGGGCCGCCGCCGCCGCCGCCGAGAAGGAGGAGGAGGGGAGAUAAUAUAACAACAAUAAUCCGGGCCGGGAGGGGGGCUGGCUCCUCUUCCGUCUCCUCCUCAGUGCAGCGAACAUGUAGAGCCGGGGGGUGUGCGGCCGAGGCAAAUCCCUUCCCCCCGAGCCUGCUUCACAACAUCAACACGGGCCGGGCCGCGCCACGCCGAACCGGUUCCGAGCCGCGCUCCGAGCCGGGGAGAGCGGAGGGUGGCCGAGGGGCAGCGCUGCCAAGGGGCCGCCGCCGCCGCCGCCGCUCCCUCCGAGAGUGCGAGGGCAGGAGGGCGGGGAGGAGCGGCUUGGGCACGGUGAGUCGGUACCGAGCGGGGGGGCAGGGGGAGAGAAGGGCGAGGAGAAGGAGGAGGGGGAAGGAUCCUGUGUGUGUCUCUCUCGCUCCCUCUCAGAACAAAAUGCCGACCGGAAGUGCAGCGGCAGGAAUGACUCCCUCCACCGGCGCCAAACACCAGCAACCUCCCCCUUCCCUCCACUGCCUCCUCCUCGCCCGGUCGCUCCCUCGCUCCACCAGCGCCGCUUCCGCCGCUGCAGCUGGAGGGGAUCCCUUACCUCGCCUCUCCCGACACAGCCUCGCCUGUGUAGCUCCUCUCCCUUCCAUACCCCUCCGGCUGCUGCACGACUUUCUUAUUUUUCUUUUUUUGUUUCCCUCCUCCCCCCGCCUUUUGGUGCGAGGAACGAGACCGAAGUUUACGCUUAAGCCUGCGCUGAGGAUUUAUGAAGGGACCGCUGGAAAAAGAAUACACGUUUUGGUGUUUAUUUUUUUGUUCUCUCUAAGCAUGGUGGUAAGGACGAGGAGGAGGACUGCAAAAUGCUGCCUCGCAGGAGGCAGACCAGGAAAGGGGCCUUAAACUGAACCCUCAAAGGCAGCACCCCUGCGGGUGGGACACUCGCUGGAGUUACUGUCGUCGCUCAUGCCCUUUCCCUGUGGAUGUGAAAGGCCGCGCCGCAGGAACCGAAACACCCGCUGCUCAAAGCAUUGCCGGGGCGAGGGAUUUCCAGAUGGACAUACGGAACGGGAGUGGCUUUCAAAAACGGGCUCUUUGGACAAGCACUGGGGAAAAUACUGAUGUUCAGGUGAAAUGGCCUUCGCUGGAGGCUGAGGCUCUACCGCCACCAGAUUUACUGGAAAUAUUUUAAUUGUUUUUGUGAAGGAGCGUUUGGAGAAAGAGCAUGUCCUAAUCUGAAAGAUUUUGGUGUUCCUCUGCACAGCUGGACAUGUGGUGGAAAUUUGCUUCUCAGCACAGCCACAGGACAAAUAGCAGUGCAUCUACUUUGUCAGGACUUUAGAAGAUGUGUGGGUGCACCAUUAGUGAACCAGGAAGCAUUAUAAAUUUGUCACUGAUUUAAUUUCACACAGACUUGCAGUACUGUGCAUUCUGAAGCACAAAGCCUUUUCAAAACUUUUGUUUAAACUUUUGACAGGGACAAUAACUGCUCCAGUAAACUGAGCUGUUGACCUGGAGAAGCUCAAAUUAAAUACAAAUAAAUGUCUCUGGCUAGAUGAUGAAACUUUAAAAUCACAUCAAAAUGAUCUAUUUAUGAAAAAUGUCCUUUUCUGGAUCCGAUAUACUUAAAUUCCCAUUUUAGAUGUUCACAUUCCUGUAUUUAUCUUCCCACUAUUUUAAAAUACAUGGUCAGCUUCCUUAAGUUUCGUAAAUGUAAUUCAUCUUAUAGAAGAAACACACCAUAGAAAAUUUUUGCCUCAGAGGUAUACAUUUGGAAAUAACACACUAUUAAAACUUAAAGCUUAUACAUAAGUGGAAAUAAUUUUAAAAUCAUGAUGAUAAUGAAAGACAACUAGUGUGCACAGCAUUGUUAAUUUGUAGUUCUCAAUUAUUAUUGUACAUUUUGUAGGUUUGCCAACUUUUUCUCUUUUUCUACUGUUGAUUGCAUUCCAGUGCAAGUACUCAUAUGUAAAAUGAUAGAGUGACUCUCCCGAAGAGGCUGUUAUCUGUACACAUGUGCUAUUGCUAGUAUGUUUUCCAUGCUGGGUUCAAUUUAUUAACAUGGUCUUAUUAAUUUAUUAUCCUUAAAAUUGCUGUUAGAUAAAACAUACUAGAGCUAAUUGUCAUACAGUGCUCUUCAACAUCACUGUAAGAAGUAGUUUAACUUUCUGGGAAAAAAAGAACCAGUUUCCACAAGAACAUGGGUGUAUGUCACCGCCAAAAACAAAGACACAUGUGGUUGUCACAUGUUUUGUUGGAUAUUUGAGGAUAGGUGUGUUUCAGACAAAGAGAUGUAAAAUGCCAUAGAACCAGAUGCAGAGAAGAUACAGAAACCCAUACAGUGCUGUGCAGUUACUGGGAAUGUAGCUGUAAGAAAAGCAGAGCAGGAGAGAUUCAAGAUGACUAUCUGCCAAAAAGGAGCUGAGACUUUGAGUGAAACGUUGACAUGGUUUCAUAGGAAAAGAAUGUACACACAAUCUUUAUAAACAGAGUGCAUCAAAACAUCUGAUGCCAUCUAUUUUCUUGACCAGAGACACUGCACUAAUCGAGUCAAAUUAAGAAUACAUUGCCAAUUUUAAAGACAGUUGCCUUCUAAAUAGAUCCAUAAAAUACAAUAACCUGGCAGCAUUCAAAAUAUGCCAUUCCUGUCAGGCAAAUAUGUGCAUGUGCACCACAAAAUACCCUAUAUACUUUCAUUCACUAGACUUUUCCCCUAAACUUACUCAUUACUUUCAUACCUUCUAUUGUUGUUUGUCCUAAUUUCCAGACGUUUUUUUGUUUGUUUGUUUAUUCCAGGCUAUACUAGUGAUUACUCUCCUCUGGUUAAAGUGCUUUUUUCCUCCUGCAUUUCCUUGGGCAAUGUUUAUCUUUUCUCUGCCAUUAGGCUGUGCUUCCCCUAAUGUUUUGGACUGUUUCCUUCUUACUUGCUCCCAAAGGUUAGAGGCAGCAUAUAAAAGCCUAUACUUUCUUUAUUUUUCUAUUUUGAUUUUUCUCCAUUGGCAAAAUAAUCCAUGAUGUUAAUCUCUAUCUGCUCCACUUAAAGAAUCACUGGCUUAAAAAGAGGAUAUCUCUAUAAAAAAAUGAUCGUACUGGGUUUGUUUUUUUCUUAGAAAUCAUGUUUACAUAAUAGCCCAAUGGCCAGAGAAGCAAAAGAAGAGUACACUGUAAGAGUAGAAAGUGAAUUAUAAACUGACUUUGGUGAGUGUGCAAUUUUAAUACUGUAGAAAAGGAAUUUGUGAUUGAAUUAUGUUUAGAUAAAAAGUUCAGUUAAAUAAGGGAUGAUCUGCUGGCAAAGAGAAUAUUUGCAAAAGCCAUGCUAUAAAUUUGUUUAAAUUAUAAGAUAGCACAGAAAGUACUUACAUGAAAAAACUGUUAUAAGUAUGCAGAGCUGAAAAUAGGAUCUUUCCUUUUUAAAUUUUUUUCAGACCAAAUUUCAUUUAGAUUAUUGUCUCAAUGUGAGUGAACUGUCUAAAUUGUGAGUGCAAUUUUUUAAAAUUAAAAACCUGUAGAUGUUUUGCUGUA
Molecule: messenger RNA, 3834 nt
Organism: Cinclus cinclus
Lineage: Eukaryota; Metazoa; Chordata; Aves; Passeriformes; Cinclidae
Exons: 3
Coding region: 1-1215 (404 amino acids)
Source: RefSeq, a predicted model, not a curated record